Molecule: messenger RNA, 3079 nt
Organism: Puma concolor (puma)
Lineage: Eukaryota; Metazoa; Chordata; Mammalia; Carnivora; Felidae
Gene: ZFP62
Product: ZFP62 zinc finger protein
Biological process (GO): regulation of transcription by RNA polymerase II
Cellular component (GO): nucleus
Molecular function (GO): DNA-binding transcription activator activity, RNA polymerase II-specific; RNA polymerase II cis-regulatory region sequence-specific DNA binding
Source: RefSeq, a predicted model, not a curated record
GUCAUCCCCACCCUGGAAUAUGAAGUCCACAAAACCUGGAAGCGUCUCCUCCUGUCUCCCGGCUGCGGCCCCAAACGGGCUACAAAGCAGUACAGAAACUAGCUUCGCCCCGCGCCCACGCCCUCCGAACGCACCACGGGUCACGUGCCCGAACGGAGAAAUAUCAUCGAGUCCGUCCUCCAGCCUCCCAGAGAGGACUCGGAAGUGCCCUAGAGCCAGCGCGGGCCCUUCCGGCCGGGCCGUCCGCGCUUUUGUCCCGCCGGCGGCCGGGCUCCCGCGGAGCAGCCACACAGCUAUGUCACAUUUGAAGACGAGGGGCACUGAGAAUGAGGAAUCAACUGAAAAGUAUGGAAAUGAUGGAAAUGCAGAAUCUGUGUGGCCAAAAGUGGAAAGUUUUCACAAGGAUCAUAUACAGGAAUCUAAGGUUGGUGAAACUUGUGAUUGGGAUAGCAAGGUAGAAAGUCGAUUGGAAAAUCCGGAGGGAAAAAGGAGGAUGGAAGACAAAAGUGGCACCAGGGAAAAGAUUGGCAAAGCCAAGAACACAGCAAAUAUAAAGAUGGAACAGGAAGAUGAGGCAUCUGAGAAAAGCUUGUAUCCAAGCUCAAAACAUAUUACACACCAGACUGUCCCUAUAGAACAGAUAAGCAGUGAACAAGACAAAUGUGUGGAGAACCUUAAUGGAAACUCUCAUCCUGGUCUACAGCAGAAAACCAGUGCUGCUAAGAAAUCACACAGAUGUGAGGAGUGUGGGAAAUCGUUCAAAUACAAUUCACGCCUUGUUCAACAUAAAAUUAUGCAUACUGGGGAAAAACGCUAUGAGUGUGAUGACUGUGGAGGGGCUUUCCGGAGUAGCUCAAGCCUUCGAGUCCACAAACGGAUCCAUACUGGGGAGAAACCGUACAAGUGUGAGGAAUGUGGGAAAGCCUACAUGUCAUACUCCAGCCUUAUAAACCAUAAAAGCACCCACUCUGGGGAGAAGAACUGUAAAUGUGAUGAGUGUGGGAAAUCCUUCAAUUAUAGCUCUGUGUUGGACCAGCAUAAGAGGAUCCACACAGGGGAGAAGCCCUACGAAUGUGGUGAGUGUGGGAAGGCUUUCAGGAACAGCUCUGGUCUCAGAGUCCACAAAAGGAUCCACACAGGGGAGAAGCCCUAUGAAUGUGACAUCUGUGGGAAAACUUUCAGUAAUAGCUCUGGCCUUAGGGUCCACAAAAGGAUACACACAGGCGAGAAACCUUAUGAAUGCGAUGAGUGUGGGAAGGCCUUCAUUACUUGCAGAACACUUCUAAACCAUAAAAGCAUCCACUUUGGAGAUAAACCUUAUAAAUGUGAUGAGUGUGAGAAAUCAUUUAAUUAUAGCUCUCUCCUCAUUCAGCAUAAAGUCAUCCACACUGGAGAGAAACCUUAUGAAUGUGAUGAAUGCGGGAAGGCCUUCAGGAACAGCUCAGGCCUUAUAGUGCACAAAAGGAUCCACACGGGAGAGAAACCUUACAAGUGUGAGGUCUGUGGCAAAGCGUUCAGCUAUAGCUCAGGCCUCGCAGUUCAUAAAAGCAUUCACCCUGGGAAGAAAGCUCAUGAAUGUAAGGAUUGUGGAAAAUCCUUCAGCUAUAACUCACUUCUCCUUCAGCAUAAAACCAUUCACACUGGAGAGAGACCUUAUGUUUGUGACUUGUGUGGGAAAACAUUUAGGAACAAUUCAGGCCUCAAAGUCCAUAGGAGGCUCCAUACUGGGGAAAAACCAUAUAAGUGUGAUGUUUGUGGGAAAGCCUAUAUCUCACGCUCUAGCCUUAAAAACCACAAAGGAAUCCAUCUUGGGGAGAAGCCCUAUAAAUGUAGUUAUUGUGAGAAGUCUUUCAAUUACAGCUCUGCCCUUGAACAACAUAAAAGGAUUCAUACAAGGGAAAAACCUUUUGGAUGUGAUGAGUGUGGAAAAGCCUUCAGAAAUAAUUCAGGCCUUAAAGUACAUAAACGGAUCCACACUGGGGAGAGACCUUACAAAUGUGAAGAAUGUGGGAAAGCCUACAUCUCACUCUCAAGCCUUAUAAAUCAUAAAAGUGUACACCCUGGGGAAAAGCCCUAUAAGUGUGAUGAGUGUGAAAAAGCUUUCAUCACCUACCGAACCCUUAUAAACCACAAAAAAAUCCAUCUUGGGGAGAAGCCCUACAAAUGUGAUGUAUGUGAGAAAUCUUUUAAUUACACUUCACUCCUUUCUCAACACAAAAGGGUCCACACUAGAGAGAAACCUUAUGAGUGUGACAGGUGUGAGAAGGUCUUCAGAAACAACUCAAGCCUUAAAGUGCAUAAAAGAAUCCACACGGGGGAGAAGCCCUAUGAAUGUGACGUGUGUGGAAAAGCCUACAUCUCACACUCAAGCCUUAUUAACCAUAAAAGUACCCACCCUGGCAAGACUCCCUACACAUGUGAUGAAUGUGGAAAAGCUUUUUUCUCAAGCAGAACUCUAUUAAGCCAUAAAAGAGUCCAUCUUGGGGAGAAACCCUUCAAAUGUGUUGACUGUGGGAAGUCUUUCAAUUACAGUUCACUCCUUUCUCAACACAAGAGGAUUCACACAGGAGAAAAACCUUAUAUAUGCGAUAGGUGUGGAAAGGCAUUCAGGAACAGCUCAGGCCUGACAGUGCAUAAAAGGAUUCAUACGGGCGAGAAACCCUAUGAAUGUGAUGAGUGUGGGAAGGCAUACAUCUCACACUCAAGUCUUAUUAACCAUAAAAGUGUCCACCGUGGGCAGCAGCCCUAUAAUUGUGAGUGUGGGAAAUCCUUCAAUUACAGAUCAGUUCUUGACCAACACAAAAGGAUCCACACUGGAAAGAAGCCAUACCGAUGUAAUGAGUGUGGGAAGGCUUUUAAUAUCAGAUCAAAUCUCACGAAGCAUAAAAGAACCCAUACUGGAGAGGAAUCUUUAAAUGUGAUAAAUGUGGGAAGUCACAGUGACACAUCACAGAAGAGAACUCAUGAGGGAGGGAAUGCUCUGGAAGGGACCAAGAUGAGCAUAUCUGUAGGAGGCAGAGCUUACCAAGUCUCAACUCAAAUGGAAGAAAAACCUUAUGAAUGUAUGAAUAUCAUAUGA